GGUGGAUGCUUGAGAGAGGAGGAUAAGGCACCAGAGUCUGGGACCAGUGGAAUGGAGGCCUGAUGUAGAUGGAAAGAUGGAUGAAGAAGAAGCUCUGAACUCUAUUAUGAAGGAUUUGGCAGCGUUGGGCAAGUGUGGGGGGCUGCUGGACAACAACAGGAAUAAAACCAGUGUCCACUCCAACAAACAGCAGCGAAAUGUCAGGAUCAAGUUUGAAUAUGAAGGAGAGAAAAGGAUUAUCCAGUUUCCAAGACCAGUCAGAUUCAAGGAGGUGGUGCAGAAGGUCACAGAUGCUUUUGGGCAGACGAUGGACUUGGUCUGUGUGAACAAUGAGCUCCUGAUGCCACUGAAAUCCCAGGAAGAUUUGGACAAAGCCAUGGAACAGUUGGAGCUGAGCCCUUCCCUGAAGAGCCUGCGGAUCCUUGUGAGCGCUCCAAAGAAAGCGAACCUCCUGCAGCCCAACAACAGCAAGCAGCAUGAGAUGAGGAUCUCCAGAUCCAUGGGAGAUAUCAUGGGAUCCCUGUACAAAGACUCGGAGAGGACACGCAAAUAUUCCACAGGCUCCCUGCACACCGGGCGCAGCUCCCCGCCGCCGGGCAGCGUUCCCGAGGAGCAGCAGCAGAUCGCCCGCCAGGGCUCCUACACCAGCAUCAACAGCGAGGGAGAGUUCAUCCCCGAGACCAUGGACCAGAACAUGCUUGAAGCUUUCAUCAGCCCUGAUGAUUCUCUGUCUGGGAGCUGCCAGUCACUGGACAGGUCUGUGGACAGCCCUCCCUUUCCCCAAACCCCUGUUCCUGGAAGGAAGAGCCAUCCCAAAGACAGUCUUGAUUGCAUGGAUUUUGACAUCCCAUUCUGUGAGAGGUUUGGGAAAGGUGGGACCUUCCCAAGGCAGUACCAUCUCUCCCAAAGUCGCAAGGACUACAGCGAUGGCCGGAGGACUUUCCCCAGAAGUUACUUCCCACAGGAGAACCUCUUUCAGCUCGUCCCUUCCAGCAGAACCAAGAGCUUUACUGGGGACAGCAAGCUCAGCACUCUGCAGUAUGAUGAGUACAGGCCCAAGUGUUGGAACAAUUUUGAAAAGGGUCUGCAAGCCUUCAGCACCUCCCCUACAAAAGCCAGGAACUCCCUGCAGGCACCUGUGAACUGGAGGCUGGGCAAGCUGCUGGGAAGAGGAGCUUUUGGGGAAGUUUAUCUCUGCUAUGAUGCUGACACCGGGAGGGAGCUGUCAGUGAAGCAGGUGCCUUUUGACCCUGACAGCCAGGAGACAAGUAAAGAGGUGAAUGCUUUAGAAUGUGAGAUUCAGCUGUUGAAGACUCUCCGUCACGACAGGAUCGUGCAGUACUAUGGGUGCCUGCGGGAUCCUGAGGAGAAGAAAUUGUCCAUCUUUGUGGAAUACAUGCCAGGGGGCUCAAUAAAGGACCAGCUGAAAGCUUACGGUGCUCUGACAGAGAAUGUCACACGGAAGUACACCAGGCAGAUCCUGCAGGGAGUCUUCUACCUACACAGCAAUAUGAUUGUCCACAGGGAUAUUAAAGGUGCCAAUAUUCUGAGAGAUUCUGCCGGAAAUGUGAAACUUGGAGAUUUUGGGGCCAGCAAACGCAUUCAGACCAUCUGCAUGUCCGGGACUGGGAUUAAAUCUGUCACAGGGACACCAUACUGGAUGAGCCCAGAGGUUAUCAGUGGAGAGGGCUAUGGAAGGAAAGCUGAUGUGUGGAGCGUGGCGUGCACCGUGGUGGAGAUGCUAACGGAGAAGCCGCCUUGGGCAGAGUUCGAGGCCAUGGCGGCAAUUUUUAAAAUCGCCACGCAGCCCACCAACCCCCAGCUCCCCGACAGCGUCUCCAGCUCCUGCCGCAACUUCCUCAAGCAGAUCUUCGUGGAAGAGAAGCGGAGGCCGACGGCCGAGGACUUGCUGCGGCACCCCUUUGUCAACUGCGGGCUCUGAGCGCUGCCAGCGGGGCCGGGGAGCGCCGUGUGGGGAGGUCGGGCCUCACCCGGGGCUGUCCUGACAGUCCCUCCUCGCUCGCUGCUGCCUCGGCCCCGCCGCCUUGUUGGAUUUUCAAGCUGCGCUCGGGACUGUGGGGACUUCAGAGCCAGGGAUUUCCCGGCCUUGUGCGGGUGCUGGACCACGGAACCUCCCUGCUGCCAGCGGUACCGGGCUCGUCCCCCCUCGCCAAGUAACUGCUCUCUUGGGGGAAGUGUGACGAGCGGGAAAUGUCCCUCAGCGAAAUGGCCCCCCCCGGCAAGCGGGGAAUGUCCCCUCAGCGAGCGGGGAGCGUCCCCUCCGUGAGUGGGGAAUGGCCUUUCCAGCGAGCGGGGAGCGUCCCCUCAGCGAGCGGGGAGCGUCCCCUCCGUGAGUGGGGAGUGUCCCCUCAGCACGGCGGGGAAUGUCCCCUCUGCAGGGCGGCGGUGCCGGCGGCAUCCCCAGGAGCGGUGGGGAAAUCGGAUGCUCAGCGGCCAUCAGCACCUUUCGCAGAGGAACAGACAGGGCCUUCAGCCCAGCCGGAGGAGAUGAUCCUCAGACCGCAGAGUCGGGGGGACCUGGGCGUCCCCAUCCACGAGGGGACCGACCCCGCUGGAGCGGGGCGGCGUUUCACACUGUCCUGUGCCUUACGCGGUUACAAUCAAGGAGUGAUGCUCGGCUCGGAUCUGGUGUGAGGAUGCAGCAGCCGUGUUGACUUUGCCUUGGCGUGUGUGUGUGUGUGUGAGUGUGGGAACCAGGGGGUCUUCUCGGGGUGCAGGAGGUCUCUGCUGGGUACGCCCGCGGACGGAUGCCCGGGACCCCUGCCAUGGGCUGAGGGAUGGCUAAAUGAUGGUGGUGGUGAUUAAAUGCUGUGUGGGCAGGGCUGAGCAGCAGCCAGGUUGUGCUGGGAGCUGAAGGGAAUCUCAGCAAGGACAGCUCUGCUCACAGCCACAGUUUGCUGAGCCCGUGCUGCUGGGAUGCCAUCGUGUUCUGGACAUGGAGCUGCAGGAAGAGCCCAGUGCAUCUCUAAAACCCAAGAGAGUGCCUAAAAUUAGGCAGAAAGGACUGAUGCAUAUGAAUCUGGGUAUGUCCUCCUCCAGGCACCUCCUCUGUGCCUUGUGGAGCAUCAGUGGUGCCCAAGGGAGCAGCUACAGGACAAUGGAGCCCCAGACUGGGAAAGCGGAGCUGCAGCAGUGGAGGGCAACUGGAAGCAGAUUCCUUCCCUCAGUAGGUUUGAGGUUGAAUGAGAAAAUGGGCCAGUCAACAGCUGAGCUGAGUCUCUGACCAGACUGCCCUGGAAAACCUGGGCAGCAAGCACACACAGAGUCCCUGGAAGCUAGUUAAUUAAUUAAUCAAUCAAUCAGAUCUUGGGGGUGUUGGGAUAAAUUAAUUGCACCAUCGCACCUCCCCCUUCUCUGCUGCAAUAGCUGUUUCCACUGACUCAGCAAAGGGUCAAAAAAGCAGUUACCAGGAGGCUCCAUCCUCAGGCCAGUGUGUCAGACACAGGUUUAUUUUAAUGCUGGUUUUCAGUGAAAAUGAAAAAUGUUGCUCAGACUUAAGAAGAAAGUGACAAAUUGGUUGUUUGUGUGAACACAUCCUUGAAUUCUUCCGUGUGGAAGAGAUCAAGACUUUGCAUCACUGGUGUGUCCAUGUCCUCAGCUCUGAACAGAAAAGCAAGAUUUAGGAGGCUGCCUAGUGUAGCUGUGGAUGUCCCAUUUCUGGAAACAUUCAGGGUCAGGGCUGGAUAUGGCCAACCUUGGAGCAACCUGGUCUAGUGAAAAAGUGUCCCUGCCCCAUGGCAAGGGGUUGGAAUGAGAUGAGCUCUAAGUUCCCUUCCAACCCAGACCAUUCAAAGAUUUCAUGAUUUCAAGAAUUAUUUCAGUUAAAAAAAAACCCAAAACAACACUAUUAGGACAAAUUAAAAGAAAUACCCAAAAGAAUUCCCUAUAAAUCUGUCUGAAAGCUAUCAAGGCCAUUUAUUCCAGGCCAGGUUCCAGGGAAGCUGGGUGGAAUGCUGGAGCAGCACUGGGGCUUGUGCCAGUCAGCCAUGGGGUGAUGGACAGCCCCCAUAGGGAGGGGAAAAGUCUCCUUUUGCUGAGGGGAAUGAAGAAUUUUAUUCUGUGAAUGGGACCAAAUCCAUCAGUCUGGUCAGUAAUACGGGAUGGAUGGAAGCAAACACAAGGGAAAAAAAAAUCAGCGUUGUCUGGGAAUGGGUUUGGCAGAAGAGGGUAACAAAGUGUGUGUUCACCAAAGCUAAAAAAAAAAAAAA
This is a messenger RNA of Zonotrichia albicollis (white-throated sparrow), 4229 nucleotides long. Lineage: Eukaryota; Metazoa; Chordata; Aves; Passeriformes; Passerellidae. The record is from RefSeq and is a predicted model, not a curated record.